AUGACUUCUAGUUCGGUACCUGCAACCGCCACUGUGGUGGAAUUUAUUUGCCUUUUCACUCACGACUUAAAGAGGAAACAGAAACGCUGGCAAGAUGGCGUCCUCAAAUAUCACACAUUCAACAAAAGGGUGAUGGUAUAUGAUGACCGGAGCCAUUUCAUUGGUGAUGCUCACUGGCAAGGAGGUGGCGACCUUGAGCCUGGUGAUGAGUUUGAACUCGAUCGCGGCUCUGCCAUCGUGCAGGUUUCGGACUGUACUGGCCAACGGGGACAAGACCUAACGGAGUUGCUGGAUAAACGCGCAAAAGAGGUUGAAAAGAGACGGUCAAAUGUUGGGGUCAGGACACCAGGAUCGACUGCAGCAGUCGCUCAUACUCCGAGGAAUGAGCAAAAUGCCCCCCAUUUCCAACUCCGACAUCGCCCACUCAAUGACCUCGUUGGAGGAGCACCUAAAAUUGGAAGAGCGGUUAUAUCACCGCAUUCGCCAUAUGAAGUGCGUAAGAUGGCCGAGGGCUCCGCCCAGCAACAGGACUCGCCCACAGCGGAUGCGCGUCCGUCAAAGCGAAGAAGGCAAGAAGAGUCACCGCCCAGCAAAAUGGGACACGCUCGUGCCCUUUUCGGAACGACUUUAACCCUGACACCCUUUUCGUCCAUCUCAUCAGCUCGCAGUCAAACCGUGCCUGACAAGACGAUCACGAGACCCGGAAAUAUGUCAACCAGCAAAAGGGCUGGGUUAUUGGACACAUCAAAGCACACUGACGCUAGUUCGGAACCACAACCCCAAUCUUCACACCCCGAAGAACUAGAAGGCUGUCCUCCUCGACAGCCUGCCUCCCGUCGAGUUUUCACACAGCGAGCUUCGUUGAGAGAACUACUGGCGGGCAAUGAGCAAAAUCUCAAUGAAGACUACCCACGACUGAGGGAGUCCACUCCAAACAAUGCCUCCCAAACAUCGAGAAAAGCAAGACCUCAAUCUAAAAACGCUCAAGACAAUGUGAUUUCGUCCACGCAGGACGUCCAACAAUCUGAGCAACGUGAAGAUGCAGCUCAAAACCCUCCUAGAACUGAUAGCGCUCGACAGAAGUCCGGCUCGAAUAGACGACUAAACCCCCACCACUCUGCGUCAGGCAACGCAGAAAAGGGAUAUUUAUGUCGAAGCCGAGAGCAAUUAACAGAGGCCAAUGACGAUGCAUUCCUCAAAUGGCUGGCACGAAGUGAAGGCGCUUCUCUUAUGAAACAAACGCCAGUAACUCCAACAGAUUCUCACCCGUCACGCCCAAACAAGUCCAAGAACGGCAAGAGUGCAGUAGGUCGGAGAACUGCGGAAGAAACAGAUGAGAGAAUAGCACACGAACCCAUCCUUAUUGGCGAAGACGAACAAGAGCAGUCGCCACGAAACGUCGCUCAGACACGUCCCCGAACUAAUGCACCAAAAUCGCACUGGGUGAACGAGGCAAACACUCUGGAACCGCAUGGCACUAAGCGACCGUUGAGUGUUGACAAAACGCCAACUGCGCAAGAGGGGGCGUCCGAACCACCACCUGCUAAAGAGCCUAGAACAGAGCUCCGCAUCAGGUCGAGACAGCGCCGUGGGCUGCUGAUGAUGGCGCAGAACAAGCGAGGUGGGAGAACAGCGUUGUCGGGAGGAUCACUCCCACCUUCAGGAACAGUAAGCGACAAGUACAUUGCAGCUCGUCCUGCUGGUUCUCCAGUUCCCCUGCCAGAGGAAUCCAGAACACCCGACGAGGACGCAAAAGUCGCGGAUAUAUCGCCAACCGCUGAAGAUAAGGAGACUGCCAUGCUGCUCGAAGCGCCUAGCUCCGAUAAAGAAAACAACACUGGGCCUAUUGGAAAGUCUGACCCAGCUGUAGCGAUCGACAUAUUGGACGAAGAACCGAACGAGGACCUGAGCUCUUUACAAGAUUCGAAGGCUGCGGACCCCCAAAUCGAAAAUCAAGAUUCGACCAAUGUUAUCUAUGAGAGAGGAAGAGCUUCGCUUACACCACCUCGGCGCACAAAUCCAGGUCGGCUUACUCGAGCAAAAGCAGCCCAAGUGGUGCUCAGCGAUCAAGAAGAAGAAAUCACGGCAGCCGAAACCACUUCCAAGUCUGAUGGUCCCGAUAACCCAGAUGAGAUUUCAUCAAGUGACAACGAGCCGGUCCAAAAGCGCAAGUCAAAGCCCAAACCCAAGUCCCAGCCGGAAAAAUGUCCUGGACCUAGGAUUACGAAAAUGUCGAGGAAAAGUGUGAAGAGUAAGGAGAUACUUGGUUUUAACAUGCCUGCCGAGGACUUGACACCUCCCGAGUUUAGCAUAAGAGAGGUCAGCCGACCGAGCGUCGGGGCAUGCGAAAAUACGGACAAGAUAGCAGAGACCGCUUCGAGUAGAUGCCGGGAUCUAUCACAAUUAUCGAGGAGCAUUGCACCUGCGACGCACCCACAAGAGAUUUCUCCAGAGCCGUCAAGUGAAGACCCCUCACAGAACAAGACACCAAAGGAUGAGGAUCAGUCGCAGGAAGAUCAGCCUCGCAUAGAACAACUUCUACAGCAGCCGCAAACAAAGCAGCCACUGCGUAUACCGAAUCCUGCGACUAGAGGUAAGAAAGCUGCCAGGAAACAGGAUGCAGCUGGCUUGCCACCUCAAGCAUUGGUCCAAUUCGACCUUUUAGCCCCGUCUCAUGUCGCGUCUGCGAACCUUCCACUUAAGCCAAAUCUUGUGAAUUACAAGUCUCAGUCAGAGCUACCAGGAUUCUGCAAAGCAAAUGGUGGUGCUUGGAGCCGGCAUGCAGAAGAUUUACUUGGUAUGACAAGACCUUCCAAAGCGUUGCCUCGACAAUGA
Fusarium coffeatum is the source of this 2835-nucleotide messenger RNA. RefSeq lists its product as uncharacterized. The coding region runs from base 1 to 2835 and encodes 944 amino acids. Gene Ontology annotation, biological process: double-strand break repair. The record is from RefSeq and is a predicted model, not a curated record. Gene Ontology annotation, cellular component: nucleus; site of double-strand break. NCBI's taxonomy places the organism in Eukaryota, Fungi, Ascomycota, Sordariomycetes, Hypocreales, Nectriaceae. The transcript has a single exon.